UGAUGCAGGGACAGCAGCCAGCCACAAUGAGCAACUCCUAUGCAUUUCUGGCAUCUUCUCUCUCGAUAGCUGUUUUUCUUCUACUCAUUCCUGAAGAUGGCUGUGUAAGAAUUAUUGGAGGCCAUGAAGUAGCUCCUCACUCAAGACCCUACAUGGUCCUGCUUAAACUCAACAAAGGAAAUAUCUGUGCUGGUGCUUUGAUUGGAAAAAUGUGGGUGUUGACUGCAGCCCACUGUGCCGUGGACAGAAAGUCCGAGGUCAUUCUUGGAGCUCACUCAAUAACCAAGGACGAGCCAGAAAAACAGAUAUUCUCAAUUCAGAAGGACUUUCCUCACCCAUGCUAUGACCCGGACACACAUGAAAAUGAUCUUAAACUUCUUCAGCUGAACAAAAAAGCAAAACUUAACAAAAACGUGGCUAUCCUUCAACUGCCUGCCAAUGGGGAUGAUGUAAAACCAGGAAGUUCAUGUCAAAUUGCAGGGUGGGGGCUGACUGGCAAUAAGUCACCUCUGUCUGAUCUUCUGAGAGAAGUCAACAUCACCAUCAUAGAUAGAAAAAUCUGCAAUAAUGCAGACCACUACAAUUUUAAUCCUGUGAUUGGACUCAAUAUGAUUUGUGCCGGAAACCCUCAUGGUGGGAAAGACUCAUGCAAUGGAGAUUCUGGAAGCCCUCUGCGCUGUGGAGGUGUUUUCCGCGGCAUCACUUCCUUCGGUCUCACAGGGAGAUGUGGAGUGCCUCAAGCGCCUGGUGUCUACACGCGUCUCUCAAAGAACUCCAUUCACUGGAUACAUAAGACUAUGAAGGGCACACUUUAGAUAACUGUAUUUCAUUUGUUGUCAUGUCUUAAUCUGAUCACAAAUAAAAUCAAGCUGUAUCGCUG
Messenger RNA from Octodon degus (degu), 880 nucleotides. It is a transcript of the gene Gzma, whose product is annotated as granzyme A. The record is from RefSeq and is a predicted model, not a curated record. Gene Ontology annotation, molecular function: serine-type endopeptidase activity. The transcript has 5 exons. The coding region runs from base 3 to 815 and encodes 270 amino acids. NCBI's taxonomy places the organism in Eukaryota, Metazoa, Chordata, Mammalia, Rodentia, Octodontidae. Gene Ontology annotation, biological process: negative regulation of oxidoreductase activity; positive regulation of apoptotic process; proteolysis.